UUAACCGCCUUAAGUAUGGACACACUGAUCAAAAGAGAAAACAAUUGUUGCGUUUAUUUACAAAUAUUAAGUUAAUUAAAUCAAUACCCGGGAAAUGCAAUCGAAUGUUGAGAAUGUAUCGCAGGACUAUGCCAAGAUACUGCAGAGCGCCGACUUGGAUAAGGAGAUAAAUCCGCUGUGCACGAAUAUAGAGGAUAUGCUGGCCAGAUUAGAUGAGUUUGAGACUCUGCUGGCUUCGGUGCGUGCCGAGUCCAAUGGCAUGAUGGCCAACAACGUAUGCGCCAUCCUGGGAUUCGGAGACAGUUUCGAGCAGCUAAAGACGAGGAUCGACAGUAUGGAGCAGUUUGUGGGUGUAGUUAGUGCCAAUUUGACGGAAGUCGAAAGAUCGGUGGAUAUAGCCGAGGAGGAGCUGCAUGUCACGGACUACAGCCUCAAGGGACUCCUCCUGAAACCGCUGAAGGCCAAGCUAGGUGUCAGCGAUCCCAGCACAUUUAGUUCCCUGCCACGAUCCAAUCUCAUCCAGGAGGAGUAUCAACCUGUGGAGAUCUACAAAUCCGAUGAUUACUUUGGAAAGUCGGAUGAGGAGAACUACGUAACCAAAUAACUAAACACAUAGUAAAUAACUAGAAGAAACAUAGCUUUAAUAGAGCUGUUAUUACCUGAAAUAGCAAACAACUUGUUAAGGAUCUUUGCAGAUUUAUAACCAUUAAAACUUAUACUUUUAUAAA
Messenger RNA from Drosophila yakuba, 728 nucleotides. RefSeq names its product biogenesis of lysosome-related organelles complex 1 subunit 4 (gene Blos4). Gene Ontology annotation, cellular component: BLOC-1 complex. The transcript has 2 exons. The coding region runs from base 95 to 604 and encodes 169 amino acids. NCBI's taxonomy places the organism in Eukaryota, Metazoa, Arthropoda, Insecta, Diptera, Drosophilidae. The record is from RefSeq and is a predicted model, not a curated record.